Messenger RNA from Diplodia corticola, 2394 nucleotides. Its product is annotated as atp-dependent rna helicase mak5. Gene Ontology annotation, cellular component: nucleolus. The transcript is spliced from 2 exons. The record is from RefSeq and is a predicted model, not a curated record. NCBI's taxonomy places the organism in Eukaryota, Fungi, Ascomycota, Dothideomycetes, Botryosphaeriales, Botryosphaeriaceae. Gene Ontology annotation, molecular function: RNA helicase activity; ATP binding; nucleic acid binding. Bases 1 to 2394 code for a protein of 797 amino acids.
AUGAUGGCGCCAGAAGAUAAGAAACGGCAAUUGCCUGCUAAAGUCGCCGCCAUGAAGGCGCGCAAGCGCCAGCGAAUCGACGAUGCCAGCGCCGGCGAUGCGACGAAGAAGCCGAAGACGACCAAGCCAGGCGAGAAGGUACGCGAGGAGAACCUGAAGUGGAAAGAGGUCGAGAUGCCGGAUCGUUUGGACGAUUUCGAGGGCUUCUAUGGAUUGGAGGAGAUUGAUGAUGUCGACGUCGUGCGUGAGGGUGACGUCGUGUCGUUUCACACGAGCGCGGAUAAGAAAAAGGCAAAGAAGAACAAGGGCACAGAGAAGGAGGAUAGCCCAGCCCCGGAACAGGGUGAAGAGGAGGACGCCUCGGAAUGGGAGGGUUUCGGCGACGACGAUGAUGGCGAGGCGCAACCAGAGCCAGCAGAGGACGACGCGCCAGCACAACCAAACGGAACUACCAAGGGCGCCGAGAAGAAGGACAAAAAGGAAAAGAAAGACAAAAAGGAGAAGAAGGACAAGAAGGACAAGAAAGAAAAGAAGGGAAAAAAUGAGAAGGAUAAGAAUGAGAAGAGCAAGCAAGAAAACAACAAGCAGGCCAAUGGCGCAGGCCCGAUUGGCACAAUUCCGUUCGCUGGCUUGCUGGGGGAGGAUAUGGACGACGGAAUUGACACCUCCGCAUGGAAUCGCCUCAACUUGUCUAACGAGACUAUGGUUGCGAUAUCGAAGCUCAAGUUUGGCUCUCCUACGCGCAUUCAGGCCGCAACAAUACCCGAGAUCCUAGCAGGUCACGACGUGGUAGGAAAGGCGUCGACGGGAUCGGGAAAGACGCUCGCAUUUGGCAUACCUAUCCUGGAAACCUUCUUGGAAAUUCAGCAACUGAAAAAGGCUUCCAAGAAAGGCGAGAAAAUCCCAUUGGCCUUGAUUCUUAGUCCGACUCGCGAACUGGCACACCAGAUUUCUAAGCAUCUCACGGAUCUUUACUCUAGCGGAACCUUCGACAGUCCCUUGGUGGCAACCAUCACGGGUGGUCUGUCGAUACAAAAGCAGCAGCGUCAGAUUGAGACGGCGGAUAUUGUUGUGGGGACCCCGGGUCGCCUCUGGGAGAUCAUCAGUCUCGGUCACGGUAUUCUGAAGCGCUUCAAGAAGCUCAGGUUCCUUGUGGUGGAUGAGGCAGAUCGGCUCCUCAGCGAGGGCCACUUCAAGGAGGUGGAAGAGAUCAUGAACGUUCUUGAGCGCAAGGAUAAAGACGAGGAUGAGGAUGAAGCAGAGACAGAGGAAGGCGAGAAGGGAAAAGACAGGAAAGACGAUGCUCCAGUGCAACGACAGACGCUCGUUUUCUCUGCGACCUUCAACAAGGGUCUGCAGCAGAAGCUGACGGGCAAGGCAAAGUGGCACGGAGACCUUCUUUCAAACAAGGAGUCGAUGGAAUAUCUGUUGAAAAAACUCAACUUCAGGGAGGAGAAGCCGAAGUUUGUCGAUGUUAACCCGGUAUCCCAGAUGGCCGAGGGCCUGAAGGAGGGCCUUGUUGAAUGUGGUGCAACCGAGAAGGACCUGUACCUCUACGCGCUCCUAAUGCUCCAUCCUAGGACUCGGACUCUGAUCUUUACGAAUAGCGUAUCUGCUGUACGCCGCCUGCAUCCGUUCCUCACCAACCUGAACCUCCCUGCUCUGGCACUCCAUUCCCACAUGAUCCAAAAGCAGCGUCUCCGGAACGUAGAGCGCUUCUCCACGCAGCCAGGCUCCAUUCUCAUCGCGACGGAUGUUGCAGCACGCGGUCUCGACAUCAAGGGAGUGGAACUAGUCAUUCACUAUCACCUCCCCAGAGCGGCAGAUAUGUACGUCCACCGCUCUGGUCGUACUGCUCGUGGAGACAGCUCUGGCUCUUCCAUCCUGAUUUGCGCUCCUGAAGAAGUUGUUGGUGUUCGAAGAUUGGUAGCAAAGGUGCAUGCGAACAGCAACGUGUCGAAGAGCUCGUACUACAUGCGCAGCGUCGACAUCGACAGACGCAUCGUCACCCGGUUGAAGCCUAGGGCGUCGCUUGCAAAGAAGAUUGCGGACAGCGGCGUCGCCAAAGCAAAGUCAAAUUCCUCUGAGAACGAUCUUUUGCGUCAAGCUGCGGAGGACCUCGGCGUGGAGUAUGACUCGGAAGAGCUGGACAAGCCGAUGGGCAGGAGCAAAGGGGGUGGCCGCAAGAAGAAGGAGCGUGAUGCGAAGGAUAUAUCGAAGGACGAGUUGCAGAGCAUGCGGGCGGAGCUGAAGGCGCUGUUGAGUCAGAGGGUCAACGUGGGUGUCAGCCCGAAGUAUCUGACGUCGGGCAACGUGGAUAUCGACGCGCUGAUCAGAGAAAAGGAAUCGGGUAGAGGGGAAUUCUUGGGGCGCGUCGAAGGCCUUGGAUUGUAG